AUGGUCAGUGUUAAAGAGAGAUUUGACCAACCGGGAUAUCGCGUACUUCAGAACGUGGAGGAUUUACUUAUUAAGGCCGCACAACCUUUGAAGACCGAAUACACUAGAGAACUUGGUUUUGUUUGUGAUUUCUAUGGAAAUGAUAUUAACCGAGACAUGUUAGAGGUGCAGCUUCAGCUGCUACGUUCACAUUUUGACAAAUCAGAAAAUAGUGCUAUUACUCUACCUGAUGUUUUGAAAUUUGUGUCAGAACAGUCGGUGCUAGAACGAGCACUGUUCUCUGAGAUCGUUGUGUUGCUUAAGAUUUUGUUAGUAAUGCCUGCUACUAAUGCUACCAGUGAAAGGUCAUUCUCGGCGCUCAGAAGAAUAAAGACAUACCUGAGAUCGACAAUGUCUCAAGUACGCUUGAACAAUCUAAUGGUGUUACAUGUUCAUACGUACCGGACAGAUUCACUCAACUUACGUGUAAUUGCCGAUGAGUUCAUUACCACUAGAGAACGACGGCGAUGUGUUUUUGGGAAAUUUACAUAG
Ruditapes philippinarum (Manila clam) is the source of this 531-nucleotide messenger RNA. RefSeq names its product 52 kDa repressor of the inhibitor of the protein kinase-like. The record is from RefSeq and is a predicted model, not a curated record. The transcript has a single exon. Lineage: Eukaryota; Metazoa; Mollusca; Bivalvia; Venerida; Veneridae. Gene Ontology annotation, molecular function: protein dimerization activity. The coding region runs from base 1 to 531 and encodes 176 amino acids.